Messenger RNA from Hipposideros armiger (great roundleaf bat), 690 nucleotides. It is a transcript of the gene OR2H2, whose product is annotated as olfactory receptor family 2 subfamily H member 2. Gene Ontology annotation, cellular component: membrane. NCBI's taxonomy places the organism in Eukaryota, Metazoa, Chordata, Mammalia, Chiroptera, Hipposideridae. Gene Ontology annotation, molecular function: G protein-coupled receptor activity; olfactory receptor activity. The record is from RefSeq and is a predicted model, not a curated record. Gene Ontology annotation, biological process: G protein-coupled receptor signaling pathway.
AUGGUCAACCAAAGUUCCCCAGGGAACUUGCUCCUGCAUUUCUCUGCAUAUCUGGGGCUUGAAAGAAUCCUCUUCAUGGUUGUCUUGAUUUCUUACCUCCUGACUCUGGUGGGCAACACACUCAUCAUCCCGCUGUCUGUGCUAAACCCCAGGCUUCACUCUCAAAUGUACUUUAUCCUCUCCAGCCUCUCCUUCUUGAACCUCUGCUUCACCACAAGCUGUGUCCCCCAGAUGCUGGCCAACCUCUGGGUCCCAAAAAAGACCAUCAGUUUUGGCUGCUCUGUUCAGCUCUUCAUCUUCCUGUUCCUGGGGACCACUGAGUGCAUCCUCCGGAUAGUGAUGGCUUUUGACUGCUACAUGGCCAUCUGCUAGCCCCUCAACUAUGCCACCAUCAUUCACCCUUGCCUGUGCUGACAGCUAGCAGCUGUGGCCUGGGUCAUUGGGUUGAUCAAGUCAAUGGUCCAGAUAACACCCACUCUCUCCCUGCCUCUCUGCCCCCACCAGCAGGUGGAUGCUUUUCUGUGUGAGAUCCCAACUUUAAUUUGACUCUCUUGUGGGGACACCACCUAAAAUGAAAUCCAAAUGACUGCUGCCAUUGUCUUCAUCUUGGUUGUGUCCCUCAGCCUCAUCUCUGUUUUUUAUGGUGCCAUUGCCCAUGCAGGGAUGAGGAUUAACUCUGCCAAAGAGUAG